Eruca vesicaria subsp. sativa (arugula) is the source of this 504-nucleotide messenger RNA. NCBI's taxonomy places the organism in Eukaryota, Viridiplantae, Streptophyta, Magnoliopsida, Brassicales, Brassicaceae. The record is from the annotation of a GenBank genome assembly.
AUGUCUCGCAUUCUUUUGAUAUUUUUGGCGAUUACACUCGUUUGCUCCGUCAGAGAAGCGAACACUCAACAAACAGUCGACGAAAUCUGCAAACAGACAAUAGACAUCAAAUUCUGCAAUGGGAUCCUUGCCAAGGCUACUUCCCCAAGUGUCAAUGAUCUCUUGAAUGUGACAGUGACAGAAGCACACAAAAUAUUAGACGAUUCGUAUUUCUUCAUCAGCUCGCUCCUUUUACAUUCUGGAAACCAGAGACCCUUUGUGGAAAAAUGUGCUGAUGGUUACGCUAUUAUGAACUCAUUGUUCACGAAUUCUGUAUCUCUUUUUAACAGUGGACAGUACGCUGAGAUCACCUCACGCUUGAGUGGUAUUUCUAGUGCUGAUGAAGAAUGUAAGACGGAUUUUAAUGUGCCCGGUUAUAAUAUCAAUCCGAUGACUGAGAAAAACAGAGAGACAAAUGUUUUACUAGCCUUGGAAAAAAUCCUUGGUCAUAUGGUUUCUUCAUAG